Lycium barbarum (goji berry) is the source of this 3565-nucleotide messenger RNA. RefSeq lists its product as uncharacterized. Bases 666 to 3134 code for a protein of 822 amino acids. The record is from RefSeq and is a predicted model, not a curated record. The transcript has 19 exons. Lineage: Eukaryota; Viridiplantae; Streptophyta; Magnoliopsida; Solanales; Solanaceae.
ACCAAAUUUGUUUUCAUACCCAGAACUUAAACUCGAAACCUAUGAUUAAGGGAGGAGCAGCCUGCAUCGCAUCCUAGAUGGUUGAAAACAUACCUUAUCAAUUAUUUCGAACCUACCCCAAAUAUAAGGAUGAUUUUCGUCAUUUCACAAAAUAAUACCAUGUGAUAAAAUUUUAAAAAUUUACCAUGGUAAAAAUUUGUGGUGAGGAAUUGUAAACAGUAUGAAUAAUAACGGUGAUCUUCAAAAAUGAGAAAACAAUGUCAUAAUUCUGCAUGCUACACUCCACCGCUAUUGUCGCCAACUUUCUCCCUUAUCCACCGUUCUCCGGCGCCGGAAACCACCGUGCUCCGCUGCACACCGCCACGACACAGAUAAUAACCACAUCGUACAAAUGCAAAAACCAACCAUGAUCAAAUUUCUUCUUUAUGGGGUGCUCCACAGUUUGCUUAAAGUUUCAAGAACCAGUUUUUUAGUCAAAUGGUAAUGUUUAGUGAAUAAAGAUUCAAAAUUUAUUCUAAUUGAGGAUGGAUUUUUUAUGGGUUGACUAUCAUUUUCAAGUAUAUGCAUCUGGAAAAGGGUAUUAUUAUCAUGGUCUUGAAUAAUAAUGGACAAAAAUGAGAUGUAAAAUUGAUGCAAAUUGUUGAGUUGUUGUUAUAAAGGAGAAUAUGAAAGAAGGAAACGGGCAAGAGGAAUUGCCAUCAUCACCAUAUAGGGUAUUACAACAAAUCUCUGAAGAAGCAGUGAGAGUUGCUGGCGAAGCGUUACAAAAUGUUUAUUCUAGUAGUAGUUCAAAAUUUGCUUCAAGUGGUGUUGUUGGACAUAGAAGAAGUCGUAGCGAAAUAGUGACUUCUUCUGUUCAUAGAAGUGGUAGUAAUUUCAAUAAAUGGAAGUCUCAAAUGCAAAGGGCUUUGAAGAAUUGGGGUUCUACUUCGCAGGAAGACAGCUCGUUUUUAUCGUUUAAUCCUGAGGUUUUGGCUAAUCAAAAGCGACAAUGGUAUCAGCUUCACUCCAAAACCUCGGAUUAUAAGAAAUAUAAGGAGCCCGACGCGCUUUUUGAGCACUUUGUUAUCGUUGGUCUUCAUCCAGAUGCUAAUCUUGAGGAUGUCGAGGAUGCAUUUGCCAGGAGAAAGAAAUGGGAAGUACAGUUAGAAACAUCUGACAUGGUGGAUUUCAGAAUGCUUUCAAAUUGUGGUCCUUCAGUUCCAUCUCUAGAACCUCAGGUACUCUUCAAGUAUCCUCCUGGAAAGAAGCUAGCCAUGCGUUUGAAGGAUUUGGCAGCAUUUUGCUUUCCUGGAGGUGUUAAGGCACAUGUGAUGGAAAGGACACCGUCAUUUAGUGAAUUAAAUGAACUGGUCUAUGGCCAGGAGCAUUUAGGCAGAGAUGACUCAUCGUUCAUAUUUUCUCUUAAGGUGGCAGACAAUGCUACCCUGUAUGGUGUAUGUUUACAUGUACCAGAAAUUGUUCAGAGACCACCUGCUAUCUAUGUUUCUUCAUCACCCCUUUCGCAAUCAUCAAUCGGUCGCAGUCGGUUUUUGGUUUCUGCACCUCGCUGUUAUUGUCUUUUAACGAGAGUUCCUUUAUUUGAAUUGCACUACGAGAUGUUGAACAGUGUAAUUGCACAAGAGCGCCUGAAUAGGAUAACACAUUUUGUUAGUGAAAUAAAUCUCACUGAUUUUAUCCCCGCUGCAUCGAAAAUGAACGAUGCAUCAAAUGCAAGCGUCGAUUCCUCUUACAGGGAUGAUGAAGCAGAUUGGACAGCUUCUGCAAUACCAGUUGACAGUGCAAUUGCUCUUACUGCUGCUGCAGCUGGGAUAAUUGAUGACGAUGAGGUUCCCUCAUCAUCAUCAAAGUGGGAAGUUUCUUCGCCUGUAAGUCUCACUGCCAGUGAGGCAUCAGAUCAUAGUCAAACAAGAGGAUUUGGUAAGGAUGGGGGAAGGAACAUCCAUUAUGUUGAUGAUUGUGUAUCUGAAGCCUCAGAAGUUCGAUCUGAUAGUACUGAAAGGGUUUAUGGAAUUCAAGACAAUUACCGAACCCCUGAGAGUGGGCCUUCUGUCUUCUCAAAAGUCCGUUCAUUGGAGCGUCUUGGAAGCUUUGAAUCCUUAUUUAGUUCAGCAAGAAGUAUGGCAUCUGAGGAAGAGGAUGAUGACUUAUUUUUCAGCAAUGAAAAGGAUGCCGGGUGUGAGAUGAUAAUGGAGUGGGCUAGAGAGAAUAAGAAUGAUUUGCUGCAAAUAGUUUGUAGUUAUCAUUCCUUGCCCCUUCCACCACGAGGAAGUAAGAUCAUUUUUCAGCCACUCGAACAUCUGCAGGCUAUUGAAUACGAGAGAAUUUCAGUUUCUGAACUCGGAAUUAGUGAGAAACAUAUGGGUACAAGAAUGAAUGAUCCAGAUGAUGCUGCAAAGGUAAAUUUCCAUUUAGCCGCUGCUGAGGAAGCUGUUGGACUAUCUAUAUGGACAACUGCAACAAUAUGUCGUUCACUUUCAAUUGAGACCGUAUUGGCCUUAAUCACUGGUGUGCUUCUCGAAAAACAAGUGGUUAUUAUGUGCCCCAAUUUGGGUGUUCUAUCUGCUGUGGUGCUGUCUCUGAUUCCCAUUAUUCGUCCAUUUCAAUGGCAGAGUUUAUUCUUACCUAUUUUGCCUGGGAAGAUGCUUGAUUUCCUUGAUGCUCCCGUACCUUUCAUUGUUGGCCUGCAGCACAAACCAACUGAUUUGAAGAUGAAAAGCGCUAAUCUUGUCCGCGUUAAUGUAACCAAAGAUCAGAUAAAAUCUUGUUACUUGCCUCUACUUCCUCGACGUAAGGAGCUUCUAUCAGAACUACGGCCAAUCCAUGCCAGAUUGUCACGUGAAGACUCUGUUGCUCAACGACGCCCUAUAUACAGAUGCAGUGAAGUGCAGACUGAAGCUGCAGCACAAUUCUUGACUGUUAUGCGGCGCUAUUUGGAGUCGCUUUGUUCGGAUUUGAGGUCUCAUACAAUAACUAGUGUGCAAUCAAACAGUGACCGGGUUUCAAUACUGCUAAAGGAUAGCUUUAUUGAUUCUUUUCCUGGUAGGGAUCAACCUUUUGUGAAGCUUUUUGUGGAUACACAACUUUUUACCGUUUUGUCAGAUGCUCGUCUUUCAAGCUAUGAGAACGAGUAGCAUAUUAGCAAAAAAGACGUUCUUGAGGACAUGGGCACAUUACUGAACUAACUUUUUGCCGUUGUAUGUUAUGGUAUACCAAUGCUGUAGCAUAUGAAGGCGCUCUGCACGGGCUGAAAGGAGCAACUUUAUUCAGGCAUGACAAUGAUAACAUUGACAGUUCUUUCCUCCAAAUUUUGAAUGUACCAAUAGAUACUAUCAUAGGAAAAGAACCUGUGAUCUGAAUAGAUCAAUGAAAGUGAAUUUUUUAAUGGCAUGAUCGGAAAAGUUUGAAAAAUAGCCUAGAAGAAGAUCAUCCCCACCUUUUUUGUGGGAUUGAUAGUAUUAAGGCUGGUAACUUAAAAUGACUUGAAAAUAUGUAAUUGUAAUUAGUUAUCAUGAUUUAGCAAGAGCUGCUACUUUAUACAGAGUUCCUAUGUUAUAUUCUUGAA